CCCCCGCCUGCCGCGGCACCGGUAUCUGCAGCCGCAGCCCGGAGCCAGUGAGGCGGCGAAGGGGGGAGGGGGAGGAAGCAAGGGAUGAGCCCCGAGAGGGCGUCGGGGGCCCUGAGCCGGACUAGGACGCCCCUGGAACCGGAACCCGAGCCGGAGCCGGAGCCAGAACCAAACCACCGGUACCGGGUGGGCCAGGCGGUCAGGAUGGGAGGAAUCGAAAGGGAGGGGUGUGCGGGAGUACAGGCAGGGGAGUGGGCUGCAGAGGCCUGGCUCAGGCCGGCGCGGAGGAGGUGCGAACGCUGACUCAGGUGGGAUUCUUGCGCCGGCCGCCUGAGAAUUCCGUCCCAUCUCACUCUGCAGUGUCCUUGGGAGGGACGGAAGCGCAGGACAAGCUGGAAAGGGAAACCCUCUGGGCGUCGGGGAAGCGGGACCAGGGUCGUGGAAGAGGGCUUGCGCAGCCGCCGUCUGGCACCCCUGGCCCGGACCAGCACCCCUGACACGGACAGCUCCUUGGUUGGGUAGGGGGUGGGGCCGGACCUGGGAGGCUCGCCUGUUUCGGAUCUUGAGGACGGCAUUCCUAUCCCUCCCCCCAUCCCUAGCUGCAGCCCCCUAACCCCAGGAGGCGCCCUGGCCCGCGCUCGCCCCCCAGGGCUUCAUGUCGGAACCACAGCCUGAUCUGGAGCCGCCCCAACAUGGGCUGUACAUGCUCUUCCUGCUUGUGCUGGUCUUCUUCCUCAUGGGCCUUGUAGGCUUCAUGAUCUGCCACGUGCUCAAGAAGAAGGGGUACCGCUGCCGCACCUCGAGGGGUUCGGAGCCUGACGACGCCCAGCUCCAGCCCCCUGAGGACGAUGACAUGAAUGAGGACACAGUAGAGAGGAUUGUUCGUUGCAUCAUCCAAAAUGAAGCCAAUGCUGAGGCCUUGAAGGAGAUGCUGGGGGACAGUGAAGGAGAAGGGACAGUGCAGCUGUCCAGCAUGGAUGCUACCUCCAGCCUGCAGGACGGAGCCCCCUCCCAUCAUCACACAGUGCACCUGGGCUCUGCAGCCCCUUGCAUCCACUGCAGCCGCAACAAGAGGCCUCCACUUGUCCGUCAGGGACGCUCCAAGGAAGGAAAGAGCCGCCCCCGGCCUGGGGAGACCACCGUGUUCUCUGUGGGCAGGUUCCGGGUGACACACAUUGAGAAGCGCUACGGGCUGCAUGAGCAUCGUGAUGGCUCCCCCACAGACAGGAGCUGGGGGUCUGGUGGGGGGCAGGACCCAGGGGGCGGUCAGGGGUCUGGGGGAGGGCAUCCCAGGGCAGGGAUGCCUGCCACUGAGAGCCUGCCCCCUGAGAGGCCACAGCCCCCAGCCAUCACCAGCCCCCCAGUGCAGAAUGGAGGACUCAGGGACAGCAGCCUAGUCCCUUGUGCACUUGAGAGAAACCCUGGAGCCUCUGUAGAGCCAAUGCUGGGGGCUGGAGGGAGGGGCCCAAGCCCAGGGCUGGCCAGUCAAGAGGCAAAUGGACAGCCAAGCAAACUGGACACCUCAGAUCACCAGGUGUCCCCACCACGGGGAGCAGGGGCUGUGUGAGCCUCCUCCUUCAUUGCGCUGAUGGACUACCAGCUGGCAGGGCCGGGGAUGGGUGGGCACGAAGCCCCUCCUCUCCACUGGACAGCACUGCCCCCCAGCUGAGGGAACAGCCCUACUUCCACCUGGAGUUGCACAGUCUCAGGCUGGGGGACCUUGGGAGAAGUUCCCCCAACCCCCGGCCCUCAGUCUGUUUCCUUCCCCCGCCUGCCAACAGGCCGCCUGACCCGCCUUCCCCAUCAC
This is a messenger RNA of Diceros bicornis minor, 1807 nucleotides long. RefSeq names its product RELT like 2 (gene RELL2). The transcript has 7 exons. Gene Ontology annotation, biological process: positive regulation of cell-substrate adhesion; positive regulation of p38MAPK cascade. Bases 656 to 1567 code for a protein of 303 amino acids. NCBI's taxonomy places the organism in Eukaryota, Metazoa, Chordata, Mammalia, Perissodactyla, Rhinocerotidae. The record is from RefSeq and is a predicted model, not a curated record.